GCUCGAGAACAACGGUGUCAUAGUGCCCUUAUAAGUCUUGGAGAGGACGUAGCUGCGGGCCAUGCAGAACGGCUCGCUCCCUCCCACCACCGGCAGCUCCGCCGCAUCCGGGAGCUUCGGGUAGAUGGAGGAGACGGCAAGCGAGCCGCAUUUGUCAGGCUCGCCGUUACUAUGGGAGGCCACGACGUGGGAGCCCCGAGCGCGUCCGACGAGCUUCGACGUGAGGCCCGGCCAUCGGGCCAGCGGAUCAUCGACGACGAUGGUGUUCCCGUGGACCGGUUCGGUCCAAACCUAAUAAGGUAGCCCAAGAAGCCUUUUCCCGUUCUCAGCGGCAAUCUCGUGAUUCGAGCGCCAGAAAACCCUCGGUCGAUUCCGUUCGCCUGUGACCAUCCCUCAGUGGCAAUCUUGUAAUACGAUGGCCAUCAACCCUAGGUUGAUUCCGUUCGCGCACCUAUAUAACCCCGAGAUAGCGGCGACGCCCGCUCUCCGCUGUCGUCACAUCGCGUCGCAACUCGAGCCCUUCGAAGAUGUCGAAGCGAGGGCGCGGAGGAACGGCGGGGAACAAGUUCCGGAUGUCGCUGGGUCUGCCGGUGGCGGCGACGGUUAACUGUGCCGAUAACACGGGGGCGAAGAACCUUUACAUCAUCUCCGUGAAGGGGAUCAAGGGCCGUCUUAACCGCCUUCCCUCCGCUUGCGUCGGGGAUAUGGUCAUGGCCACCGUAAAAAAGGGCAAGCCCGACCUGCGGAAGAAGGUCAUGCCCGCCGUCAUCGUCCGCCAACGCAAGCCAUGGCGCCGAAAGGACGGCGUCUACAUGUAUUUUGAAGAUAAUGCUGGAGUGAUUGUUAAUCCCAAAGGUGAAAUGAAAGGAUCUGCUAUCACUGGACCCAUCGGGAAGGAAUGUGCAGAUCUGUGGCCGAGGAUUGCUAGUGCAGCAAAUGCUAUCGUGUAACAUGAUGAUGCUUGAGAUCAACAGCUGAGGUUUUGGAUUAUGAUUAUAUGUUUCAAGAGAUAGGUAUCAUGUUGUCUUAUUUGGUUACUGGUUAGCUGAUGUUUACUAGGUGUUCAACUUUAUGGAUCUGAUGUUCAGCUGUUGCUUGAGACAUUUUAAUUCUACAUGAUCUAUUUAUGA
This is a messenger RNA of Musa acuminata AAA Group (dessert banana), 1130 nucleotides long. Its product is annotated as large ribosomal subunit protein uL14x/uL14z/uL14y. The record is from RefSeq and is a predicted model, not a curated record. The transcript has 5 exons. Gene Ontology annotation, molecular function: structural constituent of ribosome; large ribosomal subunit rRNA binding. NCBI's taxonomy places the organism in Eukaryota, Viridiplantae, Streptophyta, Magnoliopsida, Zingiberales, Musaceae. Bases 528 to 950 code for a protein of 140 amino acids. Gene Ontology annotation, cellular component: cytosolic large ribosomal subunit; ribosome. Gene Ontology annotation, biological process: translation.